This is a messenger RNA of Dioscorea cayenensis subsp. rotundata (Guinea yam), 1763 nucleotides long. Its product is annotated as dolichyl-diphosphooligosaccharide--protein glycosyltransferase subunit 1B. Bases 58 to 1479 code for a protein of 473 amino acids. Gene Ontology annotation, cellular component: oligosaccharyltransferase complex; membrane. NCBI's taxonomy places the organism in Eukaryota, Viridiplantae, Streptophyta, Magnoliopsida, Dioscoreales, Dioscoreaceae. The transcript has 8 exons. The record is from RefSeq and is a predicted model, not a curated record.
UCUAGAGGCUUUGAGAGGGAGGAGUAGCGAGAGAGUGCGAUCGGAGACGAGGAAAACAUGGAAGGAAUUCCUCCCCGGCGAGCUUUGAUCCUCGUCCUCGUCGUCUCUUCCCUUUUCUCAGUUCUGGCUUCAUCCUCCUCUUCCUCUUCUUCUCCUUCGCAGGAUGUUCGCAUUCUUAGCGCGGAGCGACGGAUCGAUUUGACCUCCUUCAUCGUAAGGGCUUUCCUGGCUUUUAAGGUUGAAAAUACUGGUGCAUCUGAUGUUUCAGAAAUUCUUAUUGCUUUUUCACCAAAUGAAGCCCAACAUUUAGCAAUUGUAAAAGCAUCCACCACAGCUGGAAAACGAAAAAAGAAAGCCUAUUUGCCUCUUGAUGUAAACCCCAUUGAAUCACCAAAGGGACCAAAUGGGGCUCAGCUUUUCUCUAUUGCUCUUCCCACUCCAUUGAAGAGUGGUGAUACAGCUGCGUUGGAAGUUCUGUAUGUUUUAACACAUUCUCAAGAGCCCUUUCCAGCAGAGAUUAGUCAAUCUGAGUCACAAUAUGUGUACUAUCGGGAUAGCGCAUUGUUGUUGUCUCCUUAUCAUAUUAAGGAACAGAGGACAUUUAUAAAGACACCAAACAGCAAGGUGGAAUCUUAUACAAAUGUAAGCCCUAGUAAUCGUGUUGGAACAGAGCUAAGAUAUGGACCAUACCAUGACCGUUCUCCAUAUUCACAUUCCCCGAUACUUGUCCAUUUUGAGAAUAACAAUCCAUUUGCUGUUGUUGAUGAACUUACAAGGGAGGUGGAAAUUUCUCACUGGGGAAAUGUUCAAAUAACUGAACACUAUAAACUCUCUCAUGCAGGAGCACACCACAAAGGAGUCUUUUCAAGGGUUGAAUAUCAAGCUAGACCAUCAAUCAGUGGUGUUUCUUCAUUCAAGUCUCUUCUUGCAAGACUACCACCUCGAGUUCACUCUGUCUACUAUCGUGAUGAAAUUGGAAACAUUUCAUCAUCACGCUUGCGAAGUGAUUCUCUCAAGUCCGAGCUUGAAAUAGAGCCUCGAUAUCCAUUGUUUGGAGGUUGGAAGACGACUUUUGUCAUUGGUUAUGGAUUGCCUUUGCAAGAUUUUCUCUUUGAAUCAUCUGAUGGUCAGCACUACCUGAACUUCACCUUUGGUUGCCCUCUACUUGAGACAGUGGUUGAUCGGUUAACCAUUAAAGUUGUUCUUCCAGAAGGAUCCAAAGAUCCAUCAGCCGUGGUUCCUUUUCCUGUGAAGCAGCAUUAUGAGACAUCUUACUCAUAUCUUGACGUUGUUGGGAGGAAAACUCUUGUCCUUGUAAAGGAAAAUGUAGUACCAGAGCACAAUGUUCCUUUUGAGAUCUACUACAAGUUCAACCCGAUAUUCAUGCUUGCGGAGCCCUUGAUGCUGGUUUCUGCAUUUUUCCUAUUUUUCAUAGCAUGCAUCGCCUACUUACACACGGAUCUUUCCAUUAGCAAAUGAUGAAUGCAAGUUAUGUAUACAAUUUGUAUCUGAUUAUGUCAGAUUCUGCACACUUGGGGUAAUUUCUCUUCAUUCACAGACUUCACAGUAUUAUCUAGAUGGACGUAGGAGCUUUAACAAACCAGUAAUGAAAGGGCCUUUGUAUGAGAACUGGCUCGUGGCAAAUGAUUUUGGAUAAUGUCUUUGUAGUCAAUGGACAAAAAACUUUUAUCUUGUGAGAACCAUUAAGUAGAUGAUGAACACUUUAAUAUUAUUGAGUCAAUUUCCUUGGCAUCAUUUUCAUA